This is a messenger RNA of Echinops telfairi (small Madagascar hedgehog), 1912 nucleotides long. It is a transcript of the gene DNAJA2, whose product is annotated as DnaJ heat shock protein family (Hsp40) member A2. Gene Ontology annotation, molecular function: ATP binding; Hsp70 protein binding. Gene Ontology annotation, biological process: protein refolding; response to heat. The transcript is spliced from 9 exons. Bases 67 to 1305 code for a protein of 412 amino acids. Gene Ontology annotation, cellular component: cytoplasm; cytosol. The record is from RefSeq and is a predicted model, not a curated record. NCBI's taxonomy places the organism in Eukaryota, Metazoa, Chordata, Mammalia, Afrosoricida, Tenrecidae.
GGGCCCGGCUCUGCUUCUUCUGCUCCGCCGCCGCCUGCUUUCCUGCGCGCUGCCGGGCCAGCCGCCAUGGCGAACGUGGCCGACACGAAGCUGUAUGACAUCUUGGGGGUCCCGCCCGGCGCCAGUGAGAACGAGCUGAAGAAGGCAUACAGAAAGUUAGCCAAGGAAUACCAUCCUGAUAAGAAUCCAAAUGCUGGAGACAAAUUCAAAGAAAUAAGUUUUGCGUAUGAAGUACUCUCAAACCCUGAGAAACGAGAGUUAUAUGACAGAUAUGGAGAGCAAGGUCUUCGGGAAGGUAGUGGUGGAGGUGGUGGCAUGGAUGAUAUUUUUUCUCACAUUUUUGGUGGUGGAUUGUUCGGCUUCAUGGGAAAUCAGAGUAGAAGUCGAAAUGGCAGGAGGAGAGGAGAAGACAUGAUGCAUCCACUCAAAGUGUCUUUAGAAGAUUUGUACAACGGCAAGACAACCAAACUACAACUUAGCAAGAAUGUACUCUGUAGUGCAUGCAAUGGUCAAGGUGGGAAAUCUGGAGCUGUUCAGAAGUGCAGUGCUUGUCGGGGUCGAGGCGUGCGCAUCAUGAUCAGACAGCUGGCUCCAGGAAUGGUACAACAGAUGCAGUCUGUGUGUUCUGAUUGUAAUGGCGAAGGAGAAGUAAUUAAUGAGAAGGACCGUUGUAAAAAAUGUGAAGGGAAGAAGGUGAUUAAAGAAGUCAAGAUUCUUGAAGUCCACGUAGACAAAGGCAUGAAACAUGGACAAAGAAUUACAUUCACUGGGGAAGCAGACCAGGCCCCUGGAGUGGAACCAGGAGAUAUUGUGCUUUUGCUGCAAGAGAAGGAACAUGAGGUGUUCCAGAGAGAUGGCAAUGAUUUGCAUAUGACAUAUAAGAUAGGACUUGUUGAAGCUCUCUGUGGAUUUCAGUUCACCUUUAAGCACCUUGAUGCCCGUCAGAUUAUGGUGAAAUAUCCCCCUGGCAAAGUAAUUGAACCAGGAUGCGUUCGUGUAGUUCGAGGUGAAGGGAUGCCGCAGUAUCGUAAUCCCUUUGAAAAGGGUGAUCUCUACAUAAAGUUUGAUGUGCAGUUUCCGGAAAAUAACUGGAUCAACCCAGAAAAGCUUUCUGAACUAGAAGAUCUUCUACCAUCUAGACCAGACGUUCCUAACGUAAUUGGAGACACCGAGGAGGUAGAGCUUCAAGAAUUUGAUAGCACUCGGGGCUCGGGAGGUGGUCAGAGGCGUGAAGCCUAUAAUGAUAGCUCCGAUGAGGAAAGCAGCAGUCACCAUGGACCUGGAGUACAGUGUGCCCAUCAGUAAACUGCAAACAAAUGCACAGGUGGAUUUUAUUUCCACGUUUACCUGAUUUGUUUUCAGCGAUCUAGCUGGAGUGUCUGAUCAAUCCAGAUGAACUGAUGGACAUCUGUUGGUCUAUGUGUAACUUUUAAAAUUGGUAUAGUAUCUACAGAGUGUAUAAUUUAAACUAACCACAAGCUUUACAUCUUCAAUUCGACUGUUCUGUAGCAGAAUAAAGCACUUGAAAGGAAACAAGACUCCUUUCAUACCUGGGUUAUACGUUUCUGAUAAUCUGUGCUUGAUUUUUUUCCCCCCAGUUUUGUGUAGAAUUUAUGUUUCAUAUUUUAAAGUCAAAUCCCACAUUGUAAAAGUUUGUGUACAAUUUGUCUUGAAGCUUUGUGUUUGGCUGCACCUGCAUAAGCUGCUACAAAUAGAAUAAAGAAUUUCAUAGCCUGUAUCUAUCGUUUAGAUGCAUGGAAAAUGGGCUUUGCACACGGUGGGUUUGGAGCUGACUGGGAACAGUGGGGAAAAUUACAUUAGCUGUGGUUGUAAAGUUUUGAUUUCUUUUUUCUAAGCCAUUUUGUGAAAGGUUUCUGGAACUCGAUAAUAAAAAGCAGUUGGUGUAAAUUAA